GAGAUAGGGAGGGGAAGCACCUCUGCCGCUCUCCUUGCCUCCUCUCCUGUGCGCAGUGCUCCGGCCCGACCGCUCCUACCUUCCCUCCUCAUUUCCUCCCCACAGCUGUCUCUCUCUCUCUCUCUCUCUCUCUCUCUCUCUCUCUCUCUCUCUCUCUCUCUCUCUCUCUCUCUCUCUCUCUCUCUCGUGCGCGCGCGCUCUUUCUCCCCCUUUCUGAUGCUGGCUGUCCUUCUCUCACGCCACCGAGCCGGAGGAAACCCUUGGCAGGGCUGGAAUGACUGACUACCUGUUUUCCGUGGUCUGAAUUUUCGGGGGGCGGGGGGAGGAGGAUUCUGCGCGUCGGCAAGGAGGAGAGUCGAGAAGGAAGAAGGGAGGCUCUCCAUCCCCGGGGGAGAUUUGAUUUUACAGAGGAAUGCCAGUGCCUGAGGUGGCGUCUGACAGUGCCAGUGCCGCCGCCAUGUUGAGCCCCGUCCUCAAUGCCUCCAACGGAGACGGCUCCGAGUCUGAAACCACCUCCGCCAUCCUCGCCUCCGUCAAGGAACAGGAGCUGCAGUUUGAACGUCUGACCAGGGAGCUGGAGGCCGAACGACAGAUUGUUGCCAGUCAGCUGGAGAGAUGCAAGCUCGGCUCUGAGACUGGAAGCAUGACUAGCAUCAGCUCAGCAGAUGAGAAGUUUCGCUGGAACCACCAAGAUGGACAGAAGGACAUAGAGGAGGAACUGACGACUGGCCUGGAGCUCGUAGACUCGUGCAUCAGGUCGCUUCAGGAGUCCGGCAUCUUGGACUCGCAGGACGCUUCUACAGGAGACAGACAAGGACUGCUCUCUCAAAGCGCUUUGCAGCUCAACAGCCAGGAUGCCUAUGCAGCUGCCGGUUACCAUAGCAACCAAGGGCUGACGCUCGGGGAAACGGUGGCGGCGCGCGGCGGGCAGGUCGGAGGCGCGGUUCACAGCUACAACCAGGUGACAUGCAGCCGUGCAGCCGCCCAGUUGGUGGCCACGGACUUGCCCUCUCAGUCCCAGAGAGACCCGUUUGCCCAGCAGGUCCUCGGCAGCGCCUUACACAUGUCCACCGACGGAGGACCCGCACCUGCCGGACCGUCCAUGUAUUACUCCUGUGCCACUUUGCCUGCUCAGCGUGUCAGCUCCCCUCUGCAGGCGGUGGGAUCCCCCACCAAGCUGCAGCGCCUGGGCUCAGCCUCCGCCGACAUGCCCAGCUACGCCACGCUGCAGAGAGUGUCUUCACCCAAACAGUCGCCGAGCCGACUUGCAAAAUCCUACAGCACUUCAUCGCCCAUCAAUAUGGCGGCCGGUUCCUCCUCCCCGCUCCCCAUGGCCACCUCCCCCGGUGGGAACCACACCUCAUUGCCCAUCCACCAGCUCAGCUCGGCCGUGGGAAGCUACGCCACCCUGUCGCCCACCAAGCGCAUGCUGCAUCACAUCGGAGCGGACAGCUACAAGAUCUCCCACGAGCUUUAUGCCAACGCAACCCUGCAAAGGCCUGGGAGCCUGGCAGGUCGAGGCUCCAGGGGUUCGUACAGCAGCCAGCACAGUCACCUGGGCUCCGAACUGCGGCCCCUUCAGUCCCCCGAGCACCACAUUGAUCCCAUCUACGAGGACAGAGUCUACACCAAGCCCAACCUUAGAGGACAAGCCCCAUCCUCCCCCGGUGUUGACCCAAUCCCCUUGCAGCGAACGGGAAGCCAGAGCGCCGCCGGCACCUUCCAGAGAGCCAGCUUCGCCACGGGAGGCGGGGCGGCCGACUACGCCAAUCCGUACCGCACUCUGCAGUUCUGUCCCUCCACCGAGUCCCCUUACAGCAAGUCGGGCCCGGCCCUUCCCCCUGAACCUGCUCUGGGCAGGUCUCCAUCGGUGGACAGCAUCCAAAAGGACCCAAGGUACGACCCCGAAUUCCUUGUGUGGAAUCAAAAUCAAGCCGAGCAAAGAAUGACAAAGGAGUUUGGCUGGAGGGAUCCAGAGCUGCCGGAGGUGAUCCAGAUGUUGCAGCAUCAGUUCCCGUCGGUCCAGUCCAACGCUGCAGCCUACCUCCAGCACCUCUGCUUUGGGGACAACAAGAUCAAAUCUGAGAUUCGCCGACAGGGCGGCAUCCAGCUGCUGGUGGACCUGUUGGAUCACCGGUUGACAGAUGUUCACCGCAGCGCCUGCGGAGCCCUGAGGAACCUGGUGUACGGCAAAGCCAACGACGACAACAAGAUCGCCUUGAAGAACUGCGGAGGGAUACCCGCUCUGGUCCGACUGCUGAGGAAGACCACCGACCUGGAGAUCAGGGAGCUGCUCACAGGCGUUCUGUGGAACCUGUCGUCAUGCGACGCCCUGAAGAUGCCCAUCAUCCAGGACGCCCUGGCCGUGCUGACCAACGCCGUGAUCAUCCCGCACUCGGGCUGGGACACGUCCCCCCACACCCAGGAGGACCGCAAGCUUCACCUGCACUCCUCCCAGGUCCUCCGCAACGCCACAGGCUGCCUCCGGAACGUGAGUUCUGCCGGGGAGGAAGCGCGGAGGAGGAUGAGGGAGUGCGAAGGCCUCACAGAUGCCCUGCUUUACGUCAUCCAGACCGCUCUGGGGAGCAGCGAGAUAGACAGCAAGACCGUGGAGAACUGCGUGUGCAUCCUGAGGAACCUGUCCUACCGUCUGGCUGCGGAGACGUCGCACAGUCAGCAGGGCGGCUCCGAGGAGCUGGACGGCCUGUUGUGCGACACCGGUGGCAAAGACGCGGAGAGUUCUGGGUGCUGGGGGAAGAAGAAGAAGAAAAAGAAGGGCCACGACCAGUGGGACGGCGUCGGACCCUUCCCGGACUUGGCUGAGCCUCCGAAAGGCAUCCAGAUGUUGUGGCACCCCACCAUCGUCAAGCCCUACCUCACGCUGCUGUCUGAGUGCUCCAACCCGGACACGCUGGAGGGAGCAGCCGGGGCUCUGCAGAACCUGGCCGCCGGCAGCUGGAAGUGGUCCGUCUACAUCCGAGCCGCAGUGCGCAAGGAGAAGGGCCUGCCCAUCCUGGUGGAGUUACUGAGGAUAGACAACGACCGGGUGGUCUGCGCCGUGGCUACGGCCUUGAGGAACAUGGCUCUGGACAUUCGGAACAAGGAGCUUAUCGGCAAAUACGCCAUGAGGGAUUUGGUGCAUCGCUUACCCGGAGGCAGCAACAACAACAACACUAGCGGCGGCGGAGGAGGAGGCAGCAUCAACAGCAGCAUCCUGGGGGGGAAGACCAUGUCGGACGACACCAUCACCGCAAUCUGCUGCGCGCUGCACGAGGUCAUCACCAAGAACAUGGAGAACACCAAAGCGCUGAGGGACGCCGGCGGAAUCGAGAAGCUCAUCGGCAUCGCGCGCACCAAGGGAGACAAAAUUCCCAGACAUAGUCCCAAAGUGGUGAAAGCGGCAUCGCAAGUCCUCAACAGCAUGUGGCAGUACAGAGACCUCCGGAGUCUUUACAAGAAGGACGGCUAUUCGCAGUACCAUUUCGUGGGCUCCUCCUCCACGAUAGAGCGGGACAGACAGCGGCCGUAUUCCUCCUCUCGCACGCCGUCCAUCUCUCCGGUGCGGACUUCCCCGAACAACCGGUCAGUGAGUGCUCCCGCGUCCCCCAGAGAGAUGAUGGCAUUGAAGGAGAGGAAGGAAGACUACGAGUCUACCGGCAAUGCCAGUUUCCAUGGCAACAAGGGCGAGCACACGUCCCGGAAGGACGCCAUGACGGGUCAGAUCACAGGUGGAUCUUCAACCCUGCACAGAGGAGCCUAUGUGUCCCCUACUGAUGAUCUGAAGUAUAACCAGGUCUCUUCCCAAGGCUUACCAUCAGAGCCCUAUCCUCCUUUCCAGAACCCCCCGCCACCGGACAGCAGCAACUACGAGGACCAGGCCUUCUACGACAGCCAGGUCCACCCGGGAGGCCGUCCCCCCCAGGGCGACCUCAACAUGCACCUACAGGGACUAAAGUCCACUGGCAACUAUGUAGACUUCUACUCGGCCUCCAGACCCUACAGCGAGCUCAACUAUGAGACCAGCCACUACCCAGCCUCACCGGACUCUUGGGUCUGAAGAGACACGAGGAACGGAGGAGGACAAGACGAAUGACGGGGAGAAGGAGGGACGGUUCAAGUUUGGAGUUCGAGCUGAGAGGACAUUUUGCCUCCCUCCUCUCCCUCUCCCCUGUAGUUUCUGAGUAGCAUUAUAGAUAGCAAGACAAAGGAGGAGGAAGAGGAGGACGGAGUAGUAGAACGGAGACAUUGGGACAGCACACUCCUUUCAGAGACGUCUGAGGACGGCACGAGAGGGGGCCGACGGGAAGAAGAGCUGCCACGCAUGUGCAUGCACACCAACCAAUCGGACACAUUUUGUUCAUGUGUUGCGUUUCUGAUCAACAAGUGUUUUCAAAGAGUGCUCAGCUCGGCAGGAAGACGUCGCACCCCUGAGGGACGAGACAGACAUGAGGAGAGAGUCUGAAUGUACGGGGUACAGGGAGGGAGAAGAGACAGGGAGGAAGGUGUGGGUCGGCGAUCGCUUUGGGGAUCGGAAGGACGGCGGCGAAAGAGGGACACGGUGAAAGUGGUCGUCUGUAAAUAUGUGCUAUAGCAACACGGCUUGUAGUAACGUGAAGCACAAGAGGCAGAGCUGUCAGACGUUUAGUACGUCACUCGUACUUUUAGUUUGGGCUUCAGCGAGGUGUCUCCUUCUCUGGGCUGACGAACGGGAAACGUUUUGAUGGUUUUGGUUUUUUUGUCCGUUUCUUUCUACUUUUUUAAAUUUCCGUGUAUAGUAUUUGAUGUCCCACUGUACGUUGACGCAGAUGCAUUGUGUACUGUACAUUGCACUAUUUCUCAUGUUCUUUUCUGGCCUUUUUAGUUUGUUGUUGUUUUGUUUUAUUUUAUUUUUUUUGCCACUGGGUCAGCCUCACCUGAUAACCUGGCA
Molecule: messenger RNA, 4927 nt
Organism: Xiphophorus maculatus (southern platyfish)
Lineage: Eukaryota; Metazoa; Chordata; Actinopteri; Cyprinodontiformes; Poeciliidae
Gene: ctnnd2b
Product: catenin delta-2-like
Exons: 25
Coding region: 413-4057 (1214 amino acids)
Biological process (GO): dendritic spine morphogenesis; cell-cell adhesion; cell-cell junction assembly
Cellular component (GO): cytoplasm; nucleus; plasma membrane
Molecular function (GO): cadherin binding
Source: RefSeq, a predicted model, not a curated record